UCCCUCUCCUCCUCUCACCACCACCAGCCGCGGGUGUAGAGAGAGACAGAGAGAGGGAGGGAGAGAGACGAAGAGAGAGAGAGAGAGAGAGAGAGAGAGCGCCACAGCGACGUGCGACUGACGGUCGAGAGGACACACACACACACACACCGCUGUCGUGGGGUCGUGCUCACCGACUCACAGACUCACAACAUUAUCCAAGGAUCAUGGUGAUGAUGACACGACAGUUGCAACUCCUACAACUCUGCCUCCCCAUUGCUUUUCUCCAAUAACUACCGAAUACGAACAACCAACCUACCCACACUCUGAAGUGUAUUUAUCACGUUUGCUGCUCUAUUUGGAUCUAAGAUUGGCAUAAAAAACGGUGCUCUUCAUAAUUCCUUAGCUGGAUAAAAUAAAAAAAAGUGACAUGAAGAAGAUCGUGAUUGUUGCUGUGUCUUUUUCCUUCGCUGUGAUUUGAAGAUUUCCCCUCACUCAUCCCUCGCGCGCGUGUCUCGGACCAGUGAAUGUGCUCGUGACGACGAAGAAAAUUCUGGGAUUAUUUCCUCUGUGUGUGCGUGCUUUCUCGGAAUUGCUAGAUAACGUGUCACGGUCAGGGUGAUCCGAUCUCGGUUGUCUCUCUCGAUUUGUGAUUUCUGUAAAGGAUCUUUUCCCUGGUAUUUAUACCCCCACGUUCUUGUAAUCAAAACAAUGCGGUUUUGACAUGUUUUCUUGAAAUAUUUUUUUUUGCCGCGAAGAUGUGACCGAAAAUAUGCGGCCAAAACUGGUAUUUUCAUCUCAUUCAUCACUGUGUUAACGCCCUCUCAGAAUCGGAUUUUAAGUUAGUCGCAAGGAUAAAGAAUACGAACGGGUGCUGGUCGACUAUUUAAAUCCAGCCUGUGCCUGGAUCUAGAUCUAGAUUUAAUACUCAUCAUUCAUGCACUGUAAUUUCUACAAAAUAUAAAGAAUUGAAUCUCCCUCACAAAGACAUGCCGUGUACGGUUAGUGUGAUUCGUGGAUGUAGACAAUAAAUGUUAGAUAUAUAGCUUUUGUGUUGUUGUAUGUUUACCUUAAGUAAAUAACAAAUUCGAGGGAAAGUUCAAUUGUCUACACACGAGUGCUCUUUUACCGAAGAAUCGUUUGUUUUUAACCUCACCUCAACCGUGUGGAUGAUUUCUCAGCACAGAAACCACCCGGCUUUGUUUCUGGGUGGCUAGCCGUUAAAUCUAUCUCUUCCCUCCUCCACCCCACUCCUCUUGUGGUGCAGAUCUACGUCAGUGGAUUAAAGUGUACGUGAGUGCAGAAGCGGCUACAGUACGUCAGUCACCAUGGUGUACCCACAUGAGUGGCUGCUCCAGUCGGCCAGUGUCUUUUGGAUAUUUACUUUGCUGCUCAGCGAGUCACACAGCAAGCAGUCGCAAAUAUUUUACAUGGAAGCCAAAGAUUGCGGAAACAAGAAGCCGUUGGGUGGAGCUGUAGUCUACUCUCACUCCCAGGAGUCUGGAGAUAAUUACCUUCAUGACAUCUCCUGCCAGAUCACGUUCCAG
This is a messenger RNA of Aplysia californica (California sea hare), 1526 nucleotides long. RefSeq names its product cubilin. NCBI's taxonomy places the organism in Eukaryota, Metazoa, Mollusca, Gastropoda, Aplysiida, Aplysiidae. The record is from RefSeq and is a predicted model, not a curated record.